This is a messenger RNA of Podospora pseudocomata, 1275 nucleotides long. RefSeq lists its product as uncharacterized. Gene Ontology annotation, molecular function: structural constituent of ribosome. The transcript has 2 exons. Bases 1 to 1050 code for a protein of 349 amino acids. NCBI's taxonomy places the organism in Eukaryota, Fungi, Ascomycota, Sordariomycetes, Sordariales, Podosporaceae. Gene Ontology annotation, cellular component: mitochondrial small ribosomal subunit. Gene Ontology annotation, biological process: mitochondrial translation. The record is from RefSeq and is a predicted model, not a curated record.
AUGCCGCCUCGGAUACGAAACAGCAACUGUCCUCCCCAGCAGUUGCUGCUCAACUACCUCGACGCCCCCCUCCCAUCCUCUCUCCUCCCCGUCCACAGGCCAGCGGCGGUCGCUUCGUCGUCAACCCCCUCACCAUGUCGUCCCCAACAACAGUCGGCGGCGGCCCCACAACGAUGCUUUUCCACAUCGCAACCCCGUGAGAUGACCAAGCCCCAACGCGAGUUCAGGCAAUUCCUCAAACACGCGGGCAAGCAGUUCGAGAAGCACGUGGGCAAUGGGCCCAUGUAUUUGAGCUCGGUCAAGUCGAUGGGCGCCGACGAUGUUCCGUUUCCGAGCAACAAGAUGUUCAGAAGUGAGCCGGUGCUGUCGAGCAGGGCGAGACAGAUUAUCUGGGAGGCGGUGAUGCUCAAGGGGAUGCCGCUCAAGGCUGUGUCGGCGCAGUACCAGGUUGACGUGAGGAGAGUGGCGGCCGUGGUCAGGCUGAUGGAGAUUGAGAAGAGGAUGGAGAAAGAGAACGCCCCCAUGGCCAUCCCCUACGCCCUCGCCGUAGAAAAAAUGCUCCCCCGCUCCAACCUCACCGGCGAUGAACAACCAUUCGAGCCCAUCAACGACGUCCACGUCCACUCCUUCACCAUGCAGCAGCUCUUCGUCCCCGUCUCCGAGUCCCGCGAGUUCACCCGCAAGGACGCCGCCAAGGCCUUUGGCGACCACAUCCUGCCCCCCGACCACAAGAUGCGCAUCCCUGAGCUCGUCAAGAUGGAGAGGGACAUCCUCAACGACGUGCCACAGGCCCAGGCCGAGAAGGACUUUUUGGCCAGUACCCGCGAGAGCGAGAGAGUUUUUGCCGAAAAGGAAAAAUACGUGGCGGCCAAGAGGGACGCCAUGAAGAGCAAGGUCGACACCGAGAGGUUCGAGUUCCGGAUUGAAGAUAUCAACUCGGAGGCUGUUGGCAAGAAGGGCCGGGCGAGGGGAGCCGUUGGUUGGAGGUAUGGUGUCCCGUUCAAUGAUCGGCAGAGGGGUCUGUACAAGAUUCCUACUAGCGUUGGUUAAAUCUUUGUUUUGGAAGCUGUAAGAGACAGAGAGAGCAAGCAAGACAGCAAGCCACUUGUACAUUAUUUUGAGUUUCAGGGGUGGAAAAGGAACAACAGGCAUCCUGAUAUCAUGUUAUAGAGUAUAGAGAUGCAGAUUGAGGAAUCCAACCCCCGUGCACAACAAAAAACACCAUCCAGUCUAUUGUCUUGUCUUGAUCUGUCGUCUACUGUCUACCUAGAACUU